AUAUCUAUAUCCACACUGCUGUUCGUUUCAUAUUCCAAAAUGAAGAGGAGUGAGAGCAAGCUGAUGAGGAUCAUUGGAUCGCCGAUAAGAGCGCUGGGGAAAGCCAGGGACAUGUACGUGCGGAGCAUAACCAACUGCGGCCAGCACGUCAGCUACUACGGCGAUCCCAUGGAAGGUGCCGGGAGGUUCUCCAGGAGCCACAGCGUCGCCGCCACGUCGGUCAGGUCCGAGGUGAGCGACGAGGAUUACGCGGAGCUCGUGAGAGCCGCGUCGGCGAGAACAACCUUGGCCAACCGAAUCCACGUUUCGAAAGUGUUGCCGAAGUCUAGCAGCGUCGGUAUGGCGAGGAUCGACGAGGAUAAAGCGGUGGAGUCGGAAGGAGGCGUGGCUUUCGCCGCUGAUCUGUAUCCGAGGAGUAGAAGCUACGCUGUGGCCAAGAGCAAACCUGCGUUUGAAACCGUUGUGAAGGUUCAGGCUAGGAAGUAGAAUCGCUUAGGUUAAUUAGAGCAGAGAUUUCAAUUGAAUUUGUAAGAAUCUUAUUCUCUGUUUGUGGUUUCUGUUUUGGAGAAUUAAACGCAUUCUGUUUGAGUUUAUGCGUAUUGAUUUUAUCGAUGAUCUGAAAGAUUUUCUUGUAAUUAAGACUUUUUGGCUUUGUUUAAGGACUGUUAGAACAUAUA
Vigna radiata var. radiata (mung bean) is the source of this 677-nucleotide messenger RNA. RefSeq lists its product as uncharacterized. The record is from RefSeq and is a predicted model, not a curated record. The coding region runs from base 40 to 486 and encodes 148 amino acids. NCBI's taxonomy places the organism in Eukaryota, Viridiplantae, Streptophyta, Magnoliopsida, Fabales, Fabaceae. The transcript has a single exon.